Thrips palmi is the source of this 7671-nucleotide messenger RNA. RefSeq names its product protein shank (gene Prosap). Gene Ontology annotation, molecular function: synaptic receptor adaptor activity; ionotropic glutamate receptor binding. The transcript is spliced from 22 exons. The coding region runs from base 708 to 4850 and encodes 1380 amino acids. The record is from RefSeq and is a predicted model, not a curated record. NCBI's taxonomy places the organism in Eukaryota, Metazoa, Arthropoda, Insecta, Thysanoptera, Thripidae. Gene Ontology annotation, cellular component: postsynaptic membrane; dendritic spine; postsynaptic density.
CCGUCCCGCCGCGCCGCGCGUGGGCGUUCGUACGUGCUUGUUUGUGCAGCCCCGCGGUCCCCGUGGCUGACGGCUUGCCUGCCGUGUCGGCGUGCUCCCUGCCGCCCCUCCGUGGACGUCGUGGAGGCGGUGUCGUCUCGUCUCGCGAGCCGCCCCGCCGGCCUGUCAGCGGCCCGUCGCCGGAGGGAGGAAACUAACCUCCAGAUCCAGGGAGGCUGCGCCCAACCUCCGUUCGGUUCGCGAUUCGCGCCGCACGAGGGCGCCGAGACGAACCGACAGCCGUGUGAGGAGUCACCGCCUCCGACUCGUCGACGGCGACCUGUCCUCGCCGCGGCCUCCUCGACGGCGUCCUGACGGUGUCCUGGCGGACGUGUCCUCACCGCGGCCGAUCACCCCCGAGGUUAAGGGCCGCCAACCACCCCCACCCCUCCGCGCCUUCCGCGCGCGCCGUGGUCCCGUCCUCCGUCCUCCCCAAAGUGAUCCGAGCAACGAAACCCCUCAACUCCGAGGAUUAACCGAACGACUGCAGUGCCGCCGCCUCGCCGCUUUGUGACUUUGGAUACCUCGCUCGCUUGGAUACGCCAUAGAACCAAGGCUGCCGCGACGACUCGACAGAGAAGCCGCCCGAGGAACCGCCGGUCGACUACGAUGUAACCCCUCCAGUGACGCCUUCGGCCUCGCCGGCAGGCCGCCCCUUCGAGGGCCUCAUGGCUGACGGCGGCCCCGCAGGGGGCUCCGGCCCGGGCGCGGGCCACACCGGGGGCAUGGGGGUCAUGGUGGGGCCCAACCAGACGGCCCCGGAGGAGGGCUACCUCCUCAUCCAGGUGCACGUGCCCGAGCUCAACGUGCAGAAGUGCCUGCAGUUCCCCCGGGACCAGUUGGUGUGGGACGUGAAGCAGCAGUGCCUCGCCGCCCUGCCCAAGGUGGCCACGUGGUUCAGGGAGUUGAAGGAAAGCUUCAACUAUGGCCUCUUUUCGCCACCUGUGAACGGGAAAGCUGGCAAGUUUCUGGACGAAGAAAGGAGACUCGGAGACUACCCAUUCAAUGGACCUAUUGGUUAUCUCGAGCUCAAGUAUAAACGCCGAGUAUACAAGAUGCUGAAUUUGGAUGAGAAACAACUGAAGGCUCUUCACACUCGAUCAAACUUGCGUCGUUUGCUCGACUAUGUGACCCAUGGCCAGGUAGAGAAGAUAACUAAAAUGUGUUCAAAGGGUCUUGAUCCCAAUUUCCACUGUCCAGACUCAGGAGAAACACCGCUUACCCUAGCUGUGGCAAUUAAGAAACCUGGCAAGGUCCUCAUGGCCCUUGUAAACGGAGGUGCUAUCCUUGACUAUCGUACUCGAGAUGGUUCAACAGCGAUGCAUCGUGCAGUGGAGAAGGGAAGCUUGGAAGCCUUGUCUACGCUUUUGGAGCUUGGAGCAUCGCCCAACUACAAAGAUGGCAAGGGUCUGACACCCUUGUACUUGACUGUCACUCAUCGCACAGAUCCAAUGCUUGCCCAAACCCUCCUGCAUGAUAGAGCCGUCAUCGGAGCCCAGGACUUACAGGGUUGGCAGGAGGUGCACCAGGCCUGCCGCAAUGGACUUGUUGUCCAUUUAGAACACCUUCUGUCAUACGGAGCAGACAUGAAUGCCAAAAAUGCCUCUGGAAAUACUCCCCUUCACGUUUGUGCAGUUAAUAACCAAGACUCUUCUGCCCGAAUGCUCUUGUUUAGAGGUUGCCAACGAGAUGCCCUCAACUAUGCAAAUCAGUCGCCUUAUCAAGUUGCUGUGAUUGCUGGCAAUCUUGAACUUGCUGAGGUGAUCCAGAACUUCCGGUCUGACCAAGUUGUCCCAUAUCGGGAGCUCCCUCAGUAUAACCCACGAAGGAGAAGAUAUUCUGAUAUUUAUGGCACUGGCUUGGUGACGUCCCCAUCUACGACCAGCAACUUGGACGUUGUGCUCCUGCCCCCUUCCCCCUCCCUCUCAAACAGAUCAGUGCCCCCCUACAGCUACGCUUCAUCUUCCAUGAGCGAAACCUCAAGCGGUUCUUCAACACAGCCAAGUGUCGGAGAAGAUUGCGUCAGCAUCAUUACAGAUAAAAGUGUGGAUGAAACCAGUGACAGCUCUGGCGUUGGCACUGCCACAAGUGAUUUGAGUAACUCCAUAAGUCUUCCUGGAACAACUGUCAUCUGCCUGGAAAACUACAGUUCAAAUCUUUCUGGCCACCUCAACAUAAUGCAAGGAGACAUACUUGAAGUGACCGGAGCAACAGACUGUGGAUUGUUGGAAGGAACUCUUCGUGGUCGAGGAUCUGGCUUGUUCCCAUCCCACUGCGUCCAGGAAGUGAUGCUGAGGCCAGGCUCUGCCAAUGGCUCUGUCAAUGGCUCAGCGGGCUCUACCUCCACAUUAUGUCGACCCUCUUCCUCUCGUGUGUUAGGCAGGCGAGAGGUAAACAACAAACACUUCGCCACAGCUCCUCGUCAAAAGAAACAGGUGGCUGCUGAACCAAGGACAGUGGUCCUUCAUCGGUCAAGAAAAGGAUUUGGCUUUGUGUUGCGAGGAGCAAAGGCUACAUCACCACUCAUGGAAUUGCAGCCUUCAGAACGUUGCCCUGGAUUGCAGUAUUUGGAUGAUGUUGAUCAGGGAGGCGUGGCAGAUUUAGCUGGCCUCCACAAAGGGGAUUACCUUGUUGCAAUUAAUGGGGAGGAUGUGUCAUCUGCAUCUCAUGAACAUGUGGUGUCACUGAUUCGUCGAUCCGGGGAUUUAGUCCAAAUGACUGUUGUUUCACCUGCGGCUUCCAUGAUAAGCACUGUACCGAACUCCAAGUCAAGCAUGACAUUCUCAUGCACGGGUAGCAAUGGUACGGGAACAGCGCCAGCCACACCUCCCACAAGGCAGUACGCCACUUUACCUCGUAAACUUAGCAACAAUAGCACGCUGGGAAGGUCGCCAGCUCCAUUGCCUCCAAGAAGAGACCCCCGCACUACCCUGAGUGUGGGACGGGCUCGAGCACGGUCAAUGGUUGCUGGGCUUGAGGGAGGCGGUGAGCGCGAGGAGGGUCUGGAAAGCAGCACGGGCCGAAGCAGCAGUGCGGAGUCGAUCCACUGUGCGUCCGGCACCAACUCCAACACGGGCUCUGUGGCUGGGGGCCUCAACACAAGCGCGGGCGGCCAGGCCGGCCACCCCCGCACGGCGUCCAUCCGCGCCAGGCCCACCUCCUCCAGGAUCACCGCCACGGAGCUGGAGGAGCUGUUCCAGCGGCAGCAGGGCAGUGGAGGAUCCGCACUCAUGAGCUCGUACUUCCAGUGUGGAAUGGGUGGAAGUGCAUCCUCGUCGCAGCCUGCAUCUCCUGCAAGGACACCUAGAGUUUACAACAGCGUGGCUGAAAUGAAGCGAAUGAAGGGCAAAGCCAAUUCUCGGGUGCGUUUCUCGAUCGCGGGUAUCUCUGGCAUAACGGAACUUCACCGAGACUUCCACAGUACACCGGACCUAGCAGCUCGCUCUGGCAUUUACAACGGCCUGCCAAACGGGUCUGUCGACCACCGUGUACCGAAGAGCCAUCGCAGUGAGGAUGACGUCACCACCAUCAUGAAUGGACGCCCCCCGCUGCCACCCCCUAACCACCCCCCACCCCCGCCUCCGACGCAAAUUGUCAAAGUUGAUGUCAAGGAAACAAACGGUUCAGCCAAGGGAAGUGAUUACAUUAAUACUGCUGGAUUGGCUUCAGAUUCGAAUGAAAAUUACAUGUCAAGCUUCAGGCCUAGCAGUAGUGCCAAGCUAUAUGCCUCACCUGAUGAAAUAAAAGCUGUUGGGUAUCGCACCUCUACUCUUCCUGCAUCAAGGCCUCAAGUUCGUAAAGCUAAUAGUUUGCGUUCUCCACCAUCUACUCACAAGCAGCCUGUGCAGCACCAAAUGUCUGAUCAGGGUCCAACUCUGGUUACAACUAUUUCUAUCGGAUCUAACAAUAACUCUAGUACAAUCAGUGGGAAUGGAAAUAGUGCCGAAGCAAACCAAUACGCUCAGCCAUUCCGUUGUCGGCGCAGUCUAAGUACCAAAGAAAGACGAGAAGCUAAGAACCGAUUGUUGGCCAACCAAGCAGCCAAUCAAGCCAAUGGCUCCUCUCAGGUGCCAGCACCUCCUAUCCCCGAUCCUGACUACAGCCUGAGUGAAGGCGAAGGCAGUGAAGGGGAUGCGAGGGAGCAGGAGGAAGGCAUUGUCAAAAGCUCCAUCUCUCACAACAACAACAACAAUGAAGGAAGUGGAAAUUCAGAAAGUUCAAGUGGAAGCGGGAGCAUGACUCACAGCUUCAGUGUUGAUGAAAUUCAAAAGGUCCGCACUCGGCUGAAGAGUUCCAAAUCAUAUCCAAACGAUUUCCUCUUGAAUCAAGAUGGCACUAAGGAUGGGCAAGAGGGUGCAGUGGAAGAUGGAGACAACUCAUCGAGUGGAGUGAGCUCGGACCAGGAAAUCCCUGGUGGCCCUUCAUCCCUGGAGAACAACCCUCAAAUUCGCUCUGUCAAGUUCCAGCAGAAAGGUGGACAGGUCAUUUCCAACUCCAUGACCCUACCUUCACAGCGACAGCAGCAACAGCAGAGAGCUGCCUAUCAUGCUCAGGGCUUACUGACCAGGAAUGCAGUAUCUCUUGCGCAGCUUCCUCCUCCACUGGAGGCAGAGGCCGAUGAGCCUGGGGCCGAGGGUGUCUUUGUGCCACCACCUCCCCAGUUCGGUGCCGCCGGUGGACCAACUCCCACUGAGGAAGUCUUUGCGCCCCCACCUCAGUUUUGUGAUAAUCGCCUUGUGACAAGAGUUCGCAUUGUGGGCACCACUCCAAAGGGCCCAUCAGUUGGUGGAGGAAGAUUAAAUAGUCAGUAGGCUUCCUCAAACUUACUCUGCAGUAGUCUAUGAGUCAUGACAGUGACCUUGUACAAGCUUCGAAAGUCUUUUUAUUUUAUGUUCUUCUUUAUGUUGUCACACCCCAAUCAUUGUUUGACCAUUUUUAAGGUCUCUUUAUCUUUCUGAAAAUUUAAAGGAAAUAUUCACUUACAUAAACUAAUCUCAAAGUUUCUCUUGUGAAUAAAAAUCAAUUUAGCUAAAAUGUUUAUCAAUUUGCUUUCUGUUCAGUAUUUAACAUGUACAUAUGUAGUUCUAUUAUGUAUAAAUUACUGAAGUGUAACUGAGACUGUAUAGUAAACUUACAAUAGAUAAUUUUCAAUUCCCUUUUUACUGUAUGUGGUCAACCACAGGCAGCGACACUGUUGUGAUAAUUUAACGUUUAUAAAGUUCUUUUCUUUGCCGUGUACCAAUUGUUUUUCUUAUUAGGCUACUUAGGCUUAUAGUGAAAAUGUCCAUUCUAUGAACAUUUAUGCCAUUUAUAAAACGAAUGUUAAGACUAUGCUGCCAUGAUGUUUGGCAAGUACCUUAGUGAUCCGUGUCAUUGUCACUUUUACAGCAAAAUUGAAUGCUCAAAGUAAAGUUACAGGCUCUACCUUCAGUUUUUAAAAUUGUCCCUAUCAUUAUUUGAACAAGAACACUGUCUUUUGAUGGCCAGACUUACAUGAGGACCAUGUAAUUUUAUUCUGUUAUUCAUUUGCACUGGACCUGAAAACAUACCCUAUACUCUCUGUGUGUGCACAAGUUUUAAGUAGUUCCCCAUGCUGCUUCUGUCUCCGGGAAAGCGGAAAGCAUUUGCCUCUGAUUGGACUAAUGACUACGAUAUGUGUUGUCAAAUGCUUUUUAUAUUUUUAUCAACUCAGUAGUAAUCAAUUACCAAAGAAAUUUUAACUCUACCUUAUGCUGCAGUAAAAAUAUUUGUUUCCUUUUUGUUUUGAAUUUUAUUGUUUUAUUCUGUUUGUUACUCUAUUAAAGUCUCUAUCAAACUUUGACCUUUUAUUUAAAUCAAUCAUAUGUUGUAUAAGCUCUAAAAGGCUUGUAGGGUUUUAAAGAUUCUACUACACUAAGUUGUUUUAUAAUGUCGAAUUAUUGAGAAUGCUUAACCAAGAUGAACUCUAUUAUAGAUUUUAAACACUGUGCAUGUUGAUCUGUUUUUGUUUUUCCUUUAAUUUUAUUGGGCCUAGAUUCGACUUUUUGAAUCAGUAUGAUGGUGUCUUGAUGGCUUUUGAAAAAAAAAUGAUUUUAGUAUCCUUAUCUGAAUAUCUCUGUUGAUCUUUUUCUACUGUGCUUGCAUAAUUAUAUGAACAGUCUCCCGAGCAGAACCAUAGUAGCCAAUAAAAUUUAAGAGCAAUGUAGUUUUAGUGACAAACUUAUCUUGUUUGUUCUGCAAAACAUUCCCCAUAUUUAUAAAUCUGAACGCAGUCUGUUCAAAUGAACUCAAAUGGUGUUAUCGUAUUCUAUUUAUUCCUAUUAUUAUUAUGACAUUAAUAAUUGUGUUUCCAUCUUGUAUGAUAUUCUCAAGCCAAUUGUGAGACGUUAUCUGAUUUGAAAGCUAUCAGAUUUAGUGACCAAAACGUGACAUGUGUACUCUUGUUAUUUGCCAUGGAUGGCAAAGAUAUUGUUUUAACAGUUACUCUUACUCUUUUGAAAGGAAACCUUUCUUUCAGUAGAGCUACCAUAGACUCUAUGUAUGAAUACUGUUGUCCUUUAUGUACCUGUCUUCUCUAUGUAAAUAUAAGCUAAUGUAUUGUCAGAUUAACAGUCUUGUGUUCACAAAAUCUCUGUUGUUGUUAAUGUUUGUUUCUAGAUUUGUUCAUAAAGAGGGCACUUUUCAAUAUCUGCAAAGUCAAGCUCGAUCAGGCUCAAUGAUGGCUGUUAACAAGUAAGUGGAGAAUUGCACAUUGGGAAUAACUUCAAUUGUACUGAAUCAGUUGCAACUGAAAUGAAGAUGUGUUUAUGUUCGUUUAUCCACUGAACUGAAGUGAGUUUUUGAGGUUGGUACACUACUAGCGGCAAAAGAAAUGAUCCCAUCAUCCUUCCAUGUUCAAAAGAAUUUUGUAAGGUCAGCUUUGGUGUGGACAUCCAUUGAGUUAGGAGACACAUGGGUAUCAUUUCUUUCAUUCCGGAUAGUAUGUCAAGUGUUUUACUUUGAGCUGGGAGAAAUUAAUGUGAACUUAUCCAUAGAGAGUAACUCUGGUCUACAAUUGCAGUUUAGAUUGUAAAUUGGGCUAGUUCGGUAAUGCUGCUCUGGCUUGCUCAUAUUUUAAGAACCAUAUUGCCAGAUAGCUAUUUUCAUUCUUUGAUUAGUAUGCAGCAAAAAAAGGUUAUUUGGAAGCUAGUAUUUUGGAUAUACCCUUCACAAUGCAAAAAUAUUCUGCUAAUACUUGCAAAUUAUAUUGUGUUUUUCCCCUUUACUUUACUAUUUGCUCAAUACGAGGAAUAUUUAUAUCCAGCUAUGAGAGUAAUCUGCUCCAGCUACAUCAGCAAAAGAGAUGUGUGAGAUUUGGUUCGAUUGCCACAGAAGUAUUGGAAGGUUCUCUUUGGGAAAAGAAUACAGCCGUGGAAAAUUAUAAUGUGCUGUGUUGAAACUUGAUGAAAGGUGCCAAAUUAAUUUGCCAUGCUGCUGUGUGAAUAUUAUGCUCUGUCAUUAUUAUUCUGGAGUACAAUGCAUGGAUUGUCUGUUAUACUUCAUGCAGUAUUAUUUUUAAAAGUAAUAGAGUAAUGCUGAAGAAUAAGUCUUACCCUUUAUGCCAAACAAAAUGUAAAAUAUGUAUGAUUAACUGCAAUAAAGAAUGGAAACCAG